UAGGCUGUAGCAAAGCAUAGACUAGACCAAAAUAAGAAUUUUUGAAGUUAGCUGUAGCCCAAGCACCCUGGUAAUUUGAAGAUCUCCAGCCCUUUGUGUCUCCCCACCUGUCAGAAUGUCUGGACGCGGAAAGAAACAUGUGGUGGCUGGCAAACCUGGAGCUGCACCGAAGAAAACCAAAUCAGCCAAGGCUGGUCUGCAGUUCCCCGUGGGUCGUGUCUACAGGCUCCUUAAAAGAGGGAACUAUGCUGACAGGAUCAGUCCUGGCGCUGCCAUCUACCUGGCUGCGGUGCUGGAGUACCUGAGCGCGGAGAUCCUGGAGCUGGCGGGGAACGCUGCACGGGAAAACAAGAAAGCCAGGAUCCUGCCCAGGCACAUCCAGCUGGCUGUGAGAAACGAUGAUGAGCUGAACAAGCUCUUCUCCUCUGUGACCAUUGCUCAAGGAGGGGUUAUGCCAAAUAUCCUUUCCCAGCUCCUUCCCAAGAAAACUGUCAGAGAUGCUGCUCCUUCUCAGGAACAAGGUGGUAGCCAGUGAAACUUGCUUUUCCUGGUCUGGUCUGUGCACUUAUGGAUGAUGGGACUCGGUAGCACUAACUUGUAUGUGUUUGCUUCUUUGUCAAGUAUUUUUUCCUGCUAAUUUUAAUGCAUUUUUAAAGCUUGUAAUAAAGUUCCUAGAAUGCAACACUGUUGUUCUUUCUUUUCUCAGCUCCCCUUCCAGGGAUAGAGGAACAUAGAAAACUUCAAAAGAAGUCUAGCAUACCACUCAAAUAACUUUUUAAAAGUCAAGUACAUGUUUACUUUUGAAAACAUGUUACAGGUAACUGUUGUGGAGCAGGCAGAGGAGCCAAGACACACACUGCUCAUGUUCAUGUGAACUUUUCCUCCAUCACAGAUUCAUAG
This is a messenger RNA of Gymnogyps californianus (California condor), 900 nucleotides long. RefSeq names its product histone H2A-beta, sperm-like. The record is from RefSeq and is a predicted model, not a curated record. The transcript has 2 exons. Gene Ontology annotation, cellular component: nucleosome. Gene Ontology annotation, molecular function: structural constituent of chromatin; DNA binding; protein heterodimerization activity. Lineage: Eukaryota; Metazoa; Chordata; Aves; Accipitriformes; Cathartidae. Bases 116 to 535 code for a protein of 139 amino acids.